CCCAACGGAUGCCGAUGAAAUUUGCAACGGGCUUGUUGACGUAUUAUGCAAACGUCGCUACAGCAAAACGUGCUUUUAUUGUAUGUCACAGAUAUUUAUUUGUGUUACCGUUUACGAAAAAUUCAUAACAUAAUCAUGGAAACAAACAAAUCGAGUUUGGAGAAGUUGGCUGAGCGUAAAGCACGCUUGCACAACCUGCACAAACGACGCCAAGAGGCUCGCACCCAAAAUCACCAGGAAGUCAUUGCAGAAGAUGCACGCAAAAAAUUGCCCAGUAACUGGGAAGCCCGAAAACGACAGGCAGAAUGGUUAUUGGCGGAUGACAAAGCUCGAGCUGAAGCUCAAUCUGCUGGAAAAGACUACGAGCGAUCAAAACUCCUAGACGUUUCAGCGGUUGACGCUGAGCGUCUAGAAAAGAAGAAGAAGCGAAAAGACAAUCCAGAUUUGGGAUUCUCCACUUACGAAGCACAAACUGCCAGGCAAUACAAUCGCUUAGUAAAGAAUAUGACGGCGCGCGAUAUGUCAAAGUAUGAGAAACAGAGAGCUGAGCUCGGCGAUAGUUUCUAUGGUGGUCCAAACGCAACUCUUCAUAUGUUAACAAAGGAUACGCCGAGUGCUGUUAAUAAUAUGGUAAAGGAUUUGGAACAGCAAAUUGAACGUAGAAAAAAAUAUUCCAGACGACGAAUCUAUAAUGACGACGCUGAUGUAGACUUCAUAAAUGAACGUAACUCCAAAUUCAACAAAAAACUUGAUCGGUUCUACGGAGAACAUACAGCAGAAAUAAAACAAAACUUAGAGCGCGGAACAGCUAUUUAAGCACAAUUUUUAAUUAAUUCUAUAGUAAAAUAAAAUAAAGACUCUACUUUGAACAUUUCUUCCAUAAAGAGUGGAACAGCCGAAAACCAUAAACUCCAUAAAC
Messenger RNA from Drosophila busckii, 919 nucleotides. Its product is annotated as pre-mRNA-splicing factor Syf2. Gene Ontology annotation, cellular component: catalytic step 2 spliceosome; Prp19 complex; post-mRNA release spliceosomal complex. The transcript has 2 exons. The record is from RefSeq and is a predicted model, not a curated record. The coding region runs from base 46 to 816 and encodes 256 amino acids. Lineage: Eukaryota; Metazoa; Arthropoda; Insecta; Diptera; Drosophilidae.